This is a messenger RNA of Haliotis rufescens (red abalone), 867 nucleotides long. Its product is annotated as early nodulin-75-like. The record is from RefSeq and is a predicted model, not a curated record. Bases 1 to 867 code for a protein of 288 amino acids. Lineage: Eukaryota; Metazoa; Mollusca; Gastropoda; Lepetellida; Haliotidae. The transcript has a single exon.
AUGUACAGUGUAACCUGGCUGCAGACCAGCUCCCCCUCGCUUGAUGAAGACACCUCUCUUCCUGCCCCCUCGCUUCAUGAAGACACCUCUCACCCUGCCACUCGCUUAAUGAAGACACCUGUCACCCUGCCCCCUCGCUUCAUGAAGAAACCUGUCACCCUGCCCCCUCGCUUCAUGAAGACACCUCUCACCCUGUCCCCUCGCCUAAUGAAGACACCUCUCACCCUACCCCCUCGCCUAAUGAAGACACCUGUCACCCUGCCCCCUCGCUUCAUAAAGACACCUGUCACCCUGCCCCCUCGCUUCAUGAAGAUACCUAUCACCCUGCCCGCACGCCUAAUGAAGAAACCUGUCACCCUGCCCGCCCGCCUAAUGAAGACACCUGUCACCCUGCCCGCCCGCCUAAUGAAGACACCUGUCACCCUGCCCGCCCGCCUAAUGAAGACACCUGUCACCCUGCCCGCCCGCCUAUUGAAGACACCUGUCACCCUGACCCCUCGCUUCAUGAAGACACCUGUCACCCUGCCCCCUCGCUUCAUGAAGACACCUGUCACCCUGCCCCCUCGCUUCAUGAAGAUACCUAUCACCCUGCCCGCCCGCCUAAUGAAGACACCUGUCACCCUGCCCGCCCGCCUAAUGAAGACACCUGUCACCCUCCCCGCCCGCCUAAUGAAGACACCUGUCACCCUGCCCGCCCGCCUAAUGAAGACACCCGUCACCCUGCCCGCCCGCCUAAUGAAGACACCCGUCACCCUGCCCCCUUUCUUAAUGAAGACACCUCUCACCCUGUCCCCUCGCUUAAUGAAGAUACCUCUCUUCCUGCCCCCUCGGUUCAUGAAGACACCUGUCACCCUGCCACUCGCUUAA